AUUUUUCCUUGGGGACUCUUGAAGAAAUCCUGGUGAAAUCAUGGACGCUGAUGAUGACUUGGAUCUGUUGGCUUCCCUCCUGGAAGAGAGUGAAGCAACUGAGGAGAGGAAUCCUCCUGGGGAGGAAGAUGCCCCCGAGGAUGAGGGGGGAGAGCCAGAUGAAUACGAUGAGCUGUUUGAUGCAGAAGAUGAUGCGUCCUACACCGAGGAGGUCAGUGCUGAGGACAGCACGAUUGAUGAGCAGAAGGAGAACCUGGCUGCGCUGUUUGGAGAUGUAGAUGACCUGCUGGAAGAGGAGGAGGCAGAGGAAGCUGUCCCCAGUUCAGCUCCCAGUCAGGCAAAGGAGAAAACCAAUGAAGAACUGCAAGCUGAGCUGAGAAAAUUGCAAGAACAGAUGAAGACAUUACAGGAGCAGUUGCAGAAGACUGCAAUUGGGCAGCAAUCCAGUUCAGGCCCUGAGAAGAAAACCCCUGGUAAAUCUCCUUGUCUACCCUUAAAGGAAAGGAAAGUUCAGAAGGUGCAAGAAUCACCAUGUUUCUCAGCCCAGCUGGGCAAUCCUUUGCCAACAGCCAAGCGAGGACUCCAGAAAUCAAAAGCAUCCUCAGCAGACAACAAGAAUCCUCCUCCACGGCAAGUCCUCAGCAUGGCAUUCCAGCCUCUCCAAUCUGCCACAGGGAACACACCCAGUAAGGUGGUCAGAGAGAAGACUUCUCAUGUGCCUGCAUGCUCCAGUGCAACAACUCAGCCAGUGUCUGUGGAAACCUUCUCAGGACUGAGAUUAAGAAAACCCCGGGUGUCCUCAGCUGAAAUGAACAGGAAGAUGGCCAACAGGAAACUCAUCCGACUGUCCCAGCUGAAGAGCAAACUUGCUGCAGAAAAUCUGGAGGAAAUAGACUGGGUAACAUUUGGAGUCAUAGUGAAGAAGGUCACUCCUCAGAGUGCAAAUAAUGGCAGAACCUUCAGUAUAUGGCGGCUGAACGACCUGCGGGAUCUCAACGAGUGCGUCUCGCUCUUCCUGUUCGGUGAAGUCCACAAGGAGCACUGGAAGACAGACCAGGGCACAGUCAUUGGGCUGCUCAAUGCCAACCCUAUGAAACCUAAAGAAGGCUCAGACGAGGUGUGUUUGUCUGUGGAUCAUCCCCAGAAGAUCCUGCUCAUGGGGGAAGCUCUCGACAUGGGCACCUGCAAAGCCAGGAAGAAGAACGGUGAUCCUUGUGCCCAGAUUGUGAACCUGAAUGACUGUGAAUAUUGUCAGUACCACAUACAAUCCCAGUACAAGAAGCUCAGCUCGAAGCGGGCGGAUCUGCAGUCCACCUUCUCUGGCGGCCGCAUUCCCAGAAGAGUCAGUCGGAAAAAUCCCACUUUGAAGGAGAAACUGUGUCAGGACGGGUUUUACUAUGGGGGAGUCUCUUCAGCAGCAUAUGCAGCCUCAGUUGCAGCAGCUGCGAUGCCGAAAAAGAAGAUUCAAACCACUCUCUCCAACCUGGUCGUGAGAGGAGCUGAUGCAAUUGUCCAGGAAACCAAGCAGAAAAUUGGUGCAGCAAAGAGACCCAUGCAAUGUUCUGAGGAGUUCAAGGAACUGCUGGCACAGCCCACUUUUGGAGCACGAAACCUCUGCAAACACUGGACCAAAGCAGAUGCUGAAAAGAAGCAAGGGGCCAAUUUCCAGUCGAUCUCUGCUUCAGCACUGCUCAAACAACAGAAACAGAAAUUGCUGGAGGCCAGAAAAAAGCGAUCUGAAGAGAUUCAGAGGCGGUUUCUCCAGAGCACAAGUAAAGCCAGCAGUGCUGCUGUCCCGUCCUCCUCCAGGCAGACCUCCCUCCAUUCCCCAGUGGCUGGGGCAGAGUUUCCCAAAGAUGCAAAAAUGUCCACUCCUCAAAGGCCCAGGCUGGGCACUGGCUUCUCGGAAGGAGAAGAUAUCCUCUUCUUUGACAGGUCUCCACCUCCUCCAAGACCAAAGCUGGACAGCUUGGCUGAAGCCAAAAAGCUGGCUGCAAUCCACCGACUGCGAGCAAAAGGACAGAUUCUGCCUAAAACAGACCCAAACAGUGUCAAGAGGAAACGGGCUGAUGCUGGUGAUGUCCUAGAAAUUGUUGAAAGAGUUGAGAAAAAUGUUGCUCAGCCACAAGGUGCAGAAGCAGAGAAUGAUGUGGAUGAGCUGGAACCUGCCCAAAAGAAACGGCGUGAGCAGCUGGCCUAUCUGGAGUCAGAAGAGUUCCAGAAAAUCCUGAGUGCCAAGUCCAAGUACACAGAUGUCCUGAAAGAGGCUGAGGCUGAUCUGCAGGAGCAAUACUUUCAGCCACUGGUGAAGAAGGAAGAACUGGAAGAGAAGAUGAGGAACAUCAAAGCAGUGAAAUGUCGAGUUGUGACGUGUAAAACGUGUAAUUACACCUAUUUCAAGCCUCUGGAGACGUGUGUGCAGGAAAAGCACGACUACCACUGGCAUGAUGCCAUCAAGCGAUUUUUCAAAUGUCCUUGUGGAAGCAGAGCUAUCUCCCUUGACAGGCUCCCAAAAAAGCACUGCAGUACCUGUGGCCUCUACAAGUGGGAGCGAGAUGGGAUGUUAAAGGAGAAAAAAGGUCCGAAGAUUGGUGGAGAAACACUUUUACCAAGAGGCGAGGAACAACCAAAAUUUCUCAAUAGCCUUAAGUGACCUGGAGUUGUUUUUUUUCCACAACCUGAGGACGGAUUUCUGUGCCUGAAACACACAUUUAUACUGCACUGCCAACAGGAUCCAGGUUUUAGGGAUGUAUGAGUGGGGGAAUCAGUUCUUGAUGAAAGGGACAUCUGCAAGGUGUCCACCAGGCCACUGCAUGGAUAUUGAGCUUUGGUCUUUUUUAAAUUGACUGAAUAAGGCUGCAUGUGAAAUGCAUAUCUGUGCCUGUUCUUUCAAACUAACCACACAAGAGUGACCUCACCAGACUUUCAAGUGACGAAUCAUCAUGAAUGGAGGGACAGUAGAUUCUUUAAGCACUUGUGAAAUUAAUACUGUGAUGUGAUGCAAUUAAUACUAAAUGCCAGCCUGUCAGGUUUUUCAGCUCUCGGCCUAAAAGAGGAUUGUAGGCACAGGCCUUUCUCCAUUGGCUUCAGAAUUACUCCCUUUGGACCCUUAGGAACAGAAACAGUUUCCAAGUUUUUCCUUGGCUUAGGUGUUACAAAACCCUUCCAUGGCUCUGGCAUUGCAAGACUCAGGAGCUCCCUGUCCCACAGUCCUUGUCAUGUUCCCUGCACCAUCCACACUACAGCACUUCUAGGGCUACAGACCUGCAGCUCCCACCUUGAAAAGCAUUUUAAUGAAUGUGGCACCACUUUGGGAGUGGUUUUAAACAGCUGAGUGAUUACAUUUAAAAGCUUUUACCCAUUUUCUAGCGUUUUAAAUGGGGGCAGUGGCUGUCGCAGACCAAGCAGGGCAAGAUCUCCCUCCAGGGGGUGGCUCCUGUCUCCAUACGGGUGUUUUUCUGAAAGCACAUCUCUCUAGGGGUGCCUGGGGCAUUUGACCAGCUUUUCCUGCACCUGAGCCUUCUGCUGCCCUUAGCCCAGGCCCAGCAGGAUCCCAGGACAUUUUUAACUGCCUGAAACCACUAGAACCUCAGUGAUUUGAUCAAAGUGCCACCAACGGUCCCAGUGGCCUUGUCAGUACCUCUUGUUUGAUUGCACAGGGGCUGUGAGAGAAAUAAUUUGCUUCAUUUGAAGAGAAAUAAGUUCAUUUGAAGCAACUGGACAGAUUCACCUCGGCAUUCUGCAGCCCUCAUCCCUUCCUGGUGCUUUUCCUGGGCAGCUUGGCCUACUGCCUCGGUUUCAGUCUUGUGUCGGUACCCUUUGAUGGGUGGGGUGUCACUGGUAGGUGACUAAAUGUGUAACUGUCCCCUGUGCAUUCCUCA
Myiozetetes cayanensis is the source of this 3881-nucleotide messenger RNA. It is a transcript of the gene MCM10, whose product is annotated as minichromosome maintenance 10 replication initiation factor. Gene Ontology annotation, biological process: DNA replication initiation; DNA replication. Lineage: Eukaryota; Metazoa; Chordata; Aves; Passeriformes; Tyrannidae. Gene Ontology annotation, cellular component: nucleus; replication fork protection complex. Bases 41 to 2653 code for a protein of 870 amino acids. The transcript has 19 exons. Gene Ontology annotation, molecular function: single-stranded DNA binding; DNA replication origin binding. The record is from RefSeq and is a predicted model, not a curated record.